CCGCCAGCUCCCGCGAGCGCCGAGCGCGCGGCACCCGGGCUGUCCUGGGGGCUUCAGUCAGAGGCGCCGCCCAAGAGACCCUGGGCCGGCGCCGGGCGCAGCUGCCUCUCCGCGUUUGCCUGUCCGUCUUUGUGUCUGUCUCUGUGUCUGUCUGGCUGUCUCCGAGCUUGCCUCCACUUCCAGAACCAAGGCACCCGGACAUCAACAUCCUGAAAACCCCAGCCCCUUUCCCAUGGCAGGCUACUUGCCCCCGAAAGGCUACGCCCCUUCGCCCCCACCUCCCUACCCUGUGACCGCUGGGUACCCGGAGCCGGCGUUGCAUCCUGGGCCCGGGCAGGCACCAGUGCCGGCCCAGGUACCUGCCCCUGCGCCAGGCUUCGCUCUCUUCCCUUCUCCCGGCCCCGCGGCCCCGGGGUCUGCUGCCCCCUUCUUGCCACUGCCAGGAGUGCCUUCUGGUCUCGAAUUCCUGGUGCAGAUUGAUCAGAUCUUGAUUCACCAGAAGGCUGAGCGAGUGGAAACGUUCCUAGGCUGGGAGGCCUGUAACCGGUAUGAACUUCGCUCAGGGGCCGGGCAGCCCCUGGGUCAGGCGGCAGAAGAGAGCAACUGCUGCGCCCGUCUAUGCUGUGGUGCCCGCCGGCCACUGCGUGUCCGUCUGGCUGACCCUGGGGACCGGGAAGUGCUGCGUUUGCUACGCCCUCUCCACUGUGGCUGCAGUUGCUGUCCCUGCGGCCUCCAGGAGAUGGAAGUACAGGCUCCACCAGGCACCACCAUCGGCCACGUGCUACAGACCUGGCAUCCCUUCCUCCCUAAGUUCUCCAUCCAGGAUGCUGAUCGCCAGACAGUCCUGCGAGUCGUGGGACCCUGCUGGACCUGUGGCUGUGGUACAGACACUAAUUUUGAGGUGAAGACGAGGGAUGAGUCCCGAAGUGUGGGCCGAAUCAGCAAACAGUGGGGGGGGCUCCUCCGAGAAGCCCUCACAGAUGCUGAUGACUUUGGCCUGCAGUUCCCGCUGGACCUGGACGUGAAGGUGAAGGCUGUGCUACUGGGAGCCACAUUUCUCAUUGACUACAUGUUCUUCGAGAAGCGAGGAGGUGCCGGGCCCUCUGCCAUUACCAGUUAGAGGUCACCUCGGUGUGAGGAGACCAUCGCCUCAACCAGAACUCAAGAUGGUCACCUGCCCUGGCCCUUCCUCAGAGGCAGCCCCGUUCCUCCGUGUACACUGCAGGGGACAGAUGGGGGAGCCCCAUCCCUACCCUACUUCUUGGCCUCCUGCCCCUGUGGUCCCCACGGAAGGGUAUGUAUGAGAGCCUUCCCCUGCUACCUCCCACCACUGUCCCAGCAGUCCCUCAGCACACAGGCAUAUAGGCUUUCAAACCUUCCCUACCCACCACCUCCCACCCCCUUCCAGGACCUCUGCUCCAGAGGAGGCCUUUGGAACCCAGGACUCUGGAGUUGUACAACAGGGCUGGGGUAGGGAAGGGCAAGCAGCACCAAAGAUGGCAGAUGUAGUCACCCUUCCCCUGCAUCAGCUUGGCCAAUUAGUUCAGCCUCAGACCAUGGCACUUUGAGAAGGUCCCCACCUCCCUACCAACAGCUGUAGUGGUGGGGCCCCAGUGCCAACUUCCUCUCCCCCUUGGGCCCUGCCCACAGCUGGUGCUUGCUGCAGCUUCCUGUGCCUUAUUUAACCACCCCUUCCUUCUCUUGCCCCAGGAAGGAGGCUGCAUCUUUGUAUGUUAUGUUCAUAUAAACUUUGUAACUUUUUGGACAUUG
Carlito syrichta (Philippine tarsier) is the source of this 1770-nucleotide messenger RNA. RefSeq names its product phospholipid scramblase 3 (gene PLSCR3). Gene Ontology annotation, cellular component: plasma membrane. The record is from RefSeq and is a predicted model, not a curated record. Gene Ontology annotation, molecular function: phospholipid scramblase activity. Lineage: Eukaryota; Metazoa; Chordata; Mammalia; Primates; Tarsiidae. The coding region runs from base 233 to 1120 and encodes 295 amino acids. The transcript is spliced from 8 exons. Gene Ontology annotation, biological process: plasma membrane phospholipid scrambling.